Molecule: messenger RNA, 795 nt
Organism: Panicum hallii
Lineage: Eukaryota; Viridiplantae; Streptophyta; Magnoliopsida; Poales; Poaceae
Product: histone deacetylase complex subunit SAP18
Exons: 6
Coding region: 131-589 (152 amino acids)
Biological process (GO): negative regulation of DNA-templated transcription
Cellular component (GO): nucleus
Molecular function (GO): transcription corepressor activity; transcription factor binding
Source: RefSeq, a predicted model, not a curated record
GGUUCAUUUGCCUCGCUUCCAGACACAUCCUCGCCGUCGACUCCCAUCCCCACCCCACCUCAGACCUCACCUCUCCUCGCGGCGGCGGCGGCGGCAGCGAGAGCUAGAGCCGUGUUGUUGAAGACGCGGGAUGGCCGGCAUGGGCGAGAUGCCGAUGAGGCCGGCGCGGCCGGGCCCGCCGAUGCAGCACCGGGGACCGCCGCCGAUGGCGCGCCUCCGCCCCGAACCGAUAGACCGCGAGAAGACCUGUCCUCUCCUGCUCAGGGUCUUCACAAGGGUUGCUGGCCAUCACCAAAAUGAAGAGUUUGCGGUGAGAGGGAAGGAGCCAAAAGAUGAAGUUCAGAUUUACACAUGGAAGGAUGCCACGCUCCGUGAGCUCACAGACCUUGUAAAAGAGGUUGCUCUUCCAGCAAGGAAAAGAAAUGCUAGGCUUUCUUUUGCUUUUGUGUACCCAGACAAGAAUGGCCGUUUUGUUGUCAGACAGGUGGGUUCGACCUUUGCAUUUGGUCAUGGAAGAGGGGAUGAUGCUAAAACUCUGGCAGAGCUCGGGUUCCAGAUUGGUGAUUACUUGAGCGUUGCAAUCAUGUAGACAAUGCCCAUGCUGAACUCGACGACUGCACCGAUCCGGAUGCAACUGUUGUGAGUCAAAACCCUGGGGAGCCAAGGGAUGAAUCUGUGUUAGCACUAGGAAUUGGAACCAAAAUUGUCUGUAAUACUGGUACGAUCAAAGUUCACUAAACAUUCUGAACGCUGAAGGUGUAUGGUGUGAUUGCUUGUUAAUAUGGUACUUAUAUC